GUCGUCUGGCAGUACUAAGUUAUCGAUAAAAAAGAUUUUAAUAAUCCCUCACUCCUAUCACUAAUUUCUGUUUUCCUUCUUUUCUCACUUGUAAGGCAAAGUGCACAGAAUGGCGGCGCAUAAAUCUUUCAGGAUUAAACAAAAGCUUGCUAAGAAGCUGAAGCAGAACCGUUCGGUUCCUCAGUGGAUACGUUUACGUACUGGAAAUACAAUUAGAUACAAUGCAAAGAGACGCCACUGGAGACGCACAAAGUUGAAGCUGUAAAUGAAUCUUUAUCAGGUGUUUGCGAUAACGCAUCAUACUAUAUAAAUUCAAUAAAAGUUCAUUAAAAAAACGAAUAAUUUGUGAGAUAUAUUUGAGUAUUUUAAAUAUAGUUCCCGAAGUGUGUAGAAUAGACAAUUGUGCAAAAAUACAUAGUUGCUAAUGCUGAUCGGAAAAAUAAGAUGCAUUAUUCAGUUAAUAAAAAUGUACUAAUGCUUCCUCA
Messenger RNA from Bactrocera dorsalis (oriental fruit fly), 485 nucleotides. RefSeq names its product 60S ribosomal protein L39 (gene RpL39). Gene Ontology annotation, cellular component: cytosolic large ribosomal subunit; ribosome. The record is from RefSeq and is a predicted model, not a curated record. Bases 110 to 265 code for a protein of 51 amino acids. Gene Ontology annotation, molecular function: structural constituent of ribosome. NCBI's taxonomy places the organism in Eukaryota, Metazoa, Arthropoda, Insecta, Diptera, Tephritidae. The transcript has 3 exons. Gene Ontology annotation, biological process: translation.